Molecule: messenger RNA, 897 nt
Organism: Penicillium olsonii
Lineage: Eukaryota; Fungi; Ascomycota; Eurotiomycetes; Eurotiales; Aspergillaceae
Source: the annotation of a GenBank genome assembly
AUGGCUAUUGAUUAUCGACAUGGGAUCUCGAUCCUGGAAAUAAUCAUCUACUCGCCAACACUAUUUGUUGCUCUUUGGAUGGCAUUCCAUCACGGCUUCACGAAGAGCUCAGGCUGGUACUUCUUUGUUGUCUUCUCUCUGGCUCGCAUCGUCGGCGCAGCCUGCUACCUGGCAACAAUCGCAGCCCCAUCCAAUGUCGGAUUAUACAUUGCGUGGGCAGUUUGCACGUCACUGGGCUUAUCGCCCCUUAUAUUGGGUUGUCUUGGUCUUUUGUCUCGAGCGAACGACUCCAUCAUGAGAAAAACAGGAGACUCUAUCAAUCAAAUCGUCUUCCGAUUCGUUGUGCUGGUCUCACUUGUCGGUCUGAUCCUGAGCAUCGUGGGCGCAACUCAGAAUUCCGACAUCACCCACGGCCUGAUCACCACCGAGACGAAAGUCGCGCUCGUCUUGUUCCUCGUCACCUGGUUGGCUGUUUGCGGUAUAUUGGUUCUGAUAGCAAAUCAAUCUCACCGCAUCGAACAAGGAGAGCAUCGUUUACUUCUGGCGGUGGCGAUUUCUCUUCCACUAAUCCUUGUGCGCCUGGUGUACUCCUUCGUUUAUGCCUUCGGCCACCUGGCGAGCUUCAACAUGCUGUCUGGUAAUGUCACCAUCCAAUUGGUCAUGUCUGUCCUGGAAGAGAUUGUCAUUGUGUUUGUAUGCUUGGGGGUAGGUCUUACACUGCAGGUGCGACCUAGCUUGGAGGAUGCACAGCCCAGCAGUCAAAUUGAGCUGGAGAGUGGAGCCAGUCAAUCACAGGUCCUCCCAAAGCAACGAAGCCAGCGCCCGAAACGAAGUGGUGGUCCCAUCACGAGACUGGUCAUGUUCAUUGUCGAUGAAAUCAACGAGAGGAGGAAAUAG